CGUUAGCCAUCAAACUGCGACUCCGCGAUAGCUACACAGACGGAUUCACAGACCCAUUCGGGCCGAUAGUCGUAAUCCAGAGUUAAAACCGAUACCAUUGUGUACGCUGCUCACCGCAUAGGCGCGUAAUAUUAUAAUGUAUUAAAAUCCGCUGUUAUCAUCGUUAUCAUUUUGAUAUUUGAAUUUCAGUACGUUACGUAUUUUGUUCUCAUCUAUUGUUAGUAGAUGUUUCGUACUGUGAAUUUCUACUGUGUUUUGUGUAAUUCAUUUUGAAAUUAAAUUCAAGAUGUCAGAUUUUUUAAAAUUUUUCGUCGACGUCCCAAUCACUAGCCCGGACUUGUCUGUGCUCAAUGCCAUGUUGCGCAAAUAUUUUCGCUACAAGAAUUUUAAGAAUACAACGCAGAGAAAUGUGAUAUCCGAAAUUUUAAAGAGGGAUUCCGACAUAAUUGUGUCAUUGCCAAAGGGAAGUGGAAGAACAAUGUGUUUCCAACUCCCAAUAAGUAUAUCCACGAAGAAAGUAUCCAUCGUUUUUGUUGCCCUCACUUCGCGGAUUAAAGUGCAAAUCGCCCGGUUGAAAAAAAGAAAUAAUUAUGUAGAGUUUUUGAAUUCGAAGACCACAGCAGAUGAUUGGUCACGUAUACUCAAUAAUAUACAUACAUGUUGUAAUAUGCUAAGUUCAAAAAAUACAGUGCUUUACAUGACACCAGAAGUAGUGUCAACAGUUCAUUUCUUGAAUUUAAUGCAGUUACUUGUUAAAAAUAAUCAAUUGGGAUAUAUAGUGGUUGAUGAGGCAUACCAUGAGAGUUAUUGGUUAUUAGGUGACGCUAAGGAAUACAAUGGAUUAAGAAACCUUAGAAAUAGACUUCCAAAUGUACCCUGGAUUAUUACUACUGCCAAUGGCAGUGCUGAAGUUGUUAACCACAUUAGGACCAUACUAUGCCUUCAGACUCAGAGAUCUGGAUUGCCCAAAGAUUCAAUACCAUGCUAUGGCUUCUUUGAAGAUGAUGUAUGCCUCGAUCGUUGACCAACCAAGAUACUAUGUUGAUCUGAAAGGUCAAAAAGUAAUGAUUAGUAUUAUUUACCAUAUACAAAGCUAUUUCAUUUUUUAAGUAAAUAUUUUCAAUAUUUUGUAGAGAAAACUUAACUAAAUGGUUAUAUAUUUUUUUUACCAUCCAAAUAAAAUCAAUAAAUUGUAAUCAAAAUAGCUUUUACAUAAAUAUAACAAAAUGAACCAUUUAUUUGAUUAUAUUUA
Molecule: messenger RNA, 1252 nt
Organism: Aphis gossypii (cotton aphid)
Lineage: Eukaryota; Metazoa; Arthropoda; Insecta; Hemiptera; Aphididae
Product: ATP-dependent DNA helicase Q5-like
Exons: 5
Coding region: 287-1024 (245 amino acids)
Biological process (GO): double-strand break repair via homologous recombination
Cellular component (GO): cytoplasm; chromosome
Molecular function (GO): 3'-5' DNA helicase activity; nucleic acid binding; four-way junction helicase activity
Source: RefSeq, a predicted model, not a curated record